This is a messenger RNA of Daucus carota subsp. sativus, 1317 nucleotides long. RefSeq lists its product as uncharacterized. The record is from RefSeq and is a predicted model, not a curated record. Bases 745 to 1302 code for a protein of 185 amino acids. Lineage: Eukaryota; Viridiplantae; Streptophyta; Magnoliopsida; Apiales; Apiaceae. The transcript is spliced from 2 exons.
UUUUUAAUAUGUUCUUGAUGUAAUUUCCGGGACAUUUUCUUAGUGAAAUCCAUUGAGAAAUAGAGUUGAAUACAGUGGCUUGAAAGAGCUUGAAAUGAGAAUGUGAUUCAUUGAAUCUGGACAAAUGAAUCUGGUCAGUAUCUCCAACAGAUACAGAUUCAUUGAACCUGGACAAAUGAAUCUGGUCACUAUAUCUGACAGAUACAGAUUCAUUGAACCUGGACAAAUGAAUCUGGUCAGUAUAUCUGACAGAUACAGAUUCAUUGAACCUGGACAAAUGAAUCUGGUCAGAAUGUCUGACAGAUACAGAUUCAUUGAACCUGGACAAAUGAAUCUGGUCAGAAUGUCUGACAGAUACAGAUUCAUUGAACCUGGAUAGAUGAAUCUGGACAGUGUGUUGGUGGCUUGGUCUCACUAUAAAUAAUGAGCCUCGACACUUGAGUUGGAGCACGGGAAAAACACAAACACCAUUCUCAUUAUUCUCUCUUACACUCUCACCAUCUACUCCGAUAUAUACACAUAUACAUACUGUUCUCGGGCGAACUGAGGUGUUGAUCGCUGUUGAUCGUACUCGUGUCUGUGAGCGGUUCGGUCUGUGCUGUUUUAUCCUGGGAGCGAUAUUGCGACUACCCAUCACAGCGUAGUGGGGCAAUAAUCACUUCAAGAACAGUCUAGUCUUCAUCGAAGGGCUAGGCGACUCAGCUGUUCUGUAUACUAAUUCUAGCGACGGUGUAAGUAAGCAAGAUGGUUAAUGAGAUUGCGGAUUCUGUUGUUGGUGGUGGUGCUGGUUCUGGGUCUGGUGUUACUAGUAACAUCGAUUGGACUACGUAUCGUUUUCCACAGCCCAUUGAUUUAUCAGGUAUUCCUGAUAAAUUCGGUGGGGGAGUUUCUUUUUCUCGCUGGCAGAAAAAGAUGAAACUGUGGCUUACGGUUAAGGGUCUAUGGCCGGUGUUGCAGUAUGAGAAACCAGUUGUGGUACAGGAAAAGGCUGAAACCCUUAAGGCCUAUGCUAUGUGGGAGGAAAAGGAUGGGGUGGCUAGGGCUGCUAUUCUAGCAGCCUUAACGAACACUCUGUUCGAUGUUUACUCAUCUGACUCCUACACUGCUAAGACCUUGUGGGAGAAACUUGAUCAGACACACAAUACUGACUCGCAAGGGUUGGAAAAGUAUUCUGUGGCUAAGUUCCUGGACUUCAAACUGGUGGAUACAAAAUCCAUGACUGAGCAGGUGCAUGAGUUUGAGACGUUCGUGCAUGCUAUAUUGUUGUGGUUUCGUUGGCCUACUCUUGUUUAUAUAAUAUAACUGCUCUAUACAUUG